AUGAAGUACACACUCCAAACCCUGGCCCUUGCCUCGGCCGCAUCCGCUCGCGUCCUACAGACUAGACAGUCAUCCUGCUGCUUCGGUAUCAACGUCUCUGGUGAUGGCGUUCAGGGUGGCUCGCUGGGUCAGCUCACGGAUGGACAAAACCGCUUCGGUCCUAACCAGUCUGGUGCUACCUACUGCAUUGACGAUGGCAAAAUCACCGACAAGAACGGUAGAGGAUGCAUCUUGACUGGCCCCACCACUCAAUUUCAGUGUGACCAGGGUGCUUCUCCUACUGGAGGCUUCUCUGUUGCUUCCUCUGGUCAGGUCGAGCACGAUGGUGAUGCCACAUUCUACGCUUGCCCCGUCGAUGACAACGGCAACUACAACAUCUACACCAAGCCUCUCGACAACAUGCCCAAGUGUGUCAAGGUCGGCCUGAGCAGUGCUGACGGAACCUGUGCUGCCCCUUCAUCGGCACCUGUGUCUUCCGCUCCUUCAUCUGCUCCCGCCUCGUCCGCCCCUCCUGCUACUACCGCAGUCUCUGUCUCUGUUUCCGUCUCCACCCCCGCUCCCUCUGUCUCCGUCGCUGUUUCUACCGAGCAGUGCCAGCCUUCCACCACCCAGACCCAGACCCAGACUCAGACCCAGCCUCCCGUUACCGAGGAAGUCACUCAGAAGACUACCGUCGAGCAGCCCACCACUAUUGAGCAGCCUACUACCGUUCAGUCUCCUGUCACCGAGACCAAGUCUGUUCAGCAGCCUCCUGCCCCUGUCACUGAGACCAAGGUCUCUUCUUCUCAGCAGCCUUCUGCCACUCCUUCCGGUACCGGAAACUGCCCUCGCGAUCUCCCCGGCAUGGACUCCUACUUGAAGCCUCGCCUGAUCGUCCCCGUCAACAGCAACCAGCCUGAUACCGCCUACGGUACUCAGUACAAUGCUUACGUCGGCAACGGUAACAGCACCAUCUUCAGCUUUGACGUUCCCCAGAGCUACGAGGGCAAGCAGUGCGAGGUGAUUUUCACCUUCCCAACCCAAUCCCAAUUGGAGACCUCUUUCGUCUCCGAGUCCGGCAACGGCGGCAUCGACUUCAAGCAGUUGAAGAGCGCUGCUGAUGAGAAGACCACCUUCAACAACCAGCCUGCCGUCGCCAAGGACUUUGGCGAGAAGGGUGUCUCUACCGGUAACGCCUACACCAUCACCACCGGUGACUGCGCUGUCGGUCAGACCAUCUCAUACGAGCUUACCGCCACUGGCGAUUAUCAAGCCUCGUGGUUCCAGGACUGGAACCCCUGCCCUAUCGGCCUCUGGGUCGUCGCCAACUAG
Aureobasidium namibiae CBS 147.97 is the source of this 1311-nucleotide messenger RNA. RefSeq lists its product as uncharacterized. The transcript has 3 exons. Bases 1 to 1311 code for a protein of 436 amino acids. The record is from RefSeq and is a predicted model, not a curated record. NCBI's taxonomy places the organism in Eukaryota, Fungi, Ascomycota, Dothideomycetes, Dothideales, Saccotheciaceae.